Penaeus monodon (black tiger shrimp) is the source of this 1776-nucleotide messenger RNA. Its product is annotated as prolow-density lipoprotein receptor-related protein 1-like. Bases 1 to 1707 code for a protein of 568 amino acids. Gene Ontology annotation, molecular function: calcium ion binding; protein binding. NCBI's taxonomy places the organism in Eukaryota, Metazoa, Arthropoda, Malacostraca, Decapoda, Penaeidae. The record is from RefSeq and is a predicted model, not a curated record. The transcript has 12 exons.
AUGGCGGCCGUGCGUUCGACAGCCCUGAAAUGGGCCGCCGUCCCCUGCGGAACGUUCCGGUGCAACGUGACGGGGAAAUGCCUCCCCCGCGGCUGGGUCUGCGACGGCGAGGCAGACUGCGGCGCGGGGGACACGUCCGACGAGGAUAAUGACACGUGUAAAAAGGGUAAUACAUGCCCAUUAAAUUAUUUUAAAUGCAAAGAUGAAAUAAAUUGCGUGCUCACCAAGAGAGUGUGUGACGGGGCAAUAGACUGUCACGACAGGAGCGACGAGGGAGAUUUUUGUAAUGAUACUGGUCAAUGUCAGUCAAUAGAGUGCAAAUAUGGGUGCAAGCCAACAAGCAGAGGACCCCAGUGUUUCUGUCCGUUGGGCCAGCAGCCGAAUGGAUCAAUGUGCGUAGACUCCAAUGAGUGUGAGGUUGAGGGUUCAUGUGACCAACUCUGCAAUAAUUUGGAGGAUGGAUUUGCCUGUUCUUGUACUAAGGGCUAUAGAUUAGAGGAUAUAUCACAUUGCAGAGCUAUAAACAAACCUCCUGAGCAGCCAGCCACCCUUCUCUAUGCCAGCAACUCGGGUCUGGCAAGACUGUACCUGAAUGGCUCUGCUGUGACAGGAAACACUCGCAUUAGUUCGCAAUAUGCUGUUACUCUUAACUUUGAUCAUCGUAAUAAUUCAGUUUGUUGGGUGAGUUCCAACACAUCAUAUUCAAUAUUUAAGUGUGCAUCUGCUGACAACUUCAACCAUGCAUGGAUAAUACCUCAGCCCACUCAGCAUGGCCUUAAUCAUGUCCAUGACAUUGCAAGAGACUGGAUUACGGGGAACUGGUAUAUCCUUGAUAGAAGAGAAAUGAUCUUCAUGUGUAAUGAAUCCAUGAAUGUUUGUAUAACACUCAUAGAUGUUGUUAUGAAUGAACCAAGAGGUAUUGCUCUUGAUCCGAGUUCAGGGUUAAUGUUCUUUUCUAACUGGGGCACAACAGAACCAAAAUUAGAGAGAGCAUUGAUGGAUGGGACAGAGAGGCAGCCCAUUGUGAUAAACAAAAUUGUAUAUCCCUUUGGGGUAACUGUUGAUUACCCAAACCAACAUGUGUACUGGGUUGAUGGCUACUUGAGUCAUGUUGAAAGAGUAGACUACAAUGGGGAGAACAGAAGAAUAAUAAUCAAGUUGAAAACAGAUGAAAGACCAUUUGGCAUCUCGGUCUUUGAGAAUUCUCUCUUUGUAACAAGCUGGAAGGACAAUAGCAUCAAGGUCGUCAAUAGGUUCAACAACCACGACGUUACUUCCUUUCACACUGAUGUACCCGAGCCAAUGCACAUUCACGUCUUUCAUCGCCAAAGACAGCCAGAAGUGCAUCAUCCCUGUGGUAUCUCCAAUGGUGGCUGCCAGCACAUAUGUAUCCCUCUGUGGAGGAAAGGUCAGGCUGUUGCAUCUUGCCACUGUCAGCCAGGAUACAUUCUUGGCCCUGGGGGCUCCUGUGUAGCACGUCAGCAUGAAGCCUUCCUGAUCUAUGCAAAGGGUCGGCCGGGAAUGAUCAAGGGCGUUGCACUGGAUGAAGUAGGGUCGUCUGAGGUGAUGGUGCCCAUCACAUCCCUGACAAGACCAACAACACUGGACUAUGAUGUCCGGACACAGUUUAUUUACUAUGCUGAUAUCCAAAGGUACACUGAAACCAGUCAACUUUUAGCUAAAGAUAAUUGUUCUACAAAGGAAUAAAUUUUGUUUAAGGCAGCUAUCCAAAGUUACUUUUAAGCUAAUCAUCAUUAGCUAAAGAUGAUUAUGCUA